AUGCUGUCAAAUGCUAUGUUGACGUGUUGUACGGCGCUUACGUCGGCGAUGCCCUACGAUACUGGACUAUCGACGGCCGCCCUUGCAUUCCGCACCGCUCCUCCCUACGCCACGCCACUUUAUGGAAAACCUCCACCACAAAUUCCCCGAUACCUUGAACCUCGCGGAUCCUACGAAAGUAUGCCACUACUCCCACAGCCCAUCCCAGAGCCCUACCCCCUAGGAAUUCGAGAACGAUCUCUGUUGAGUCGUGAGGUUCCCCCACUACCACCCCGAGACUACGAUCGAGAAUAUUUAAUCGAACCACGGCUGGUUCCUGCCUAUCGUCCGACUUAUGUAUAUGGCCCUCCUGAAUAUGCCUACGCGCCCAUACGAGAAAAACACCAUUUCUCACCCCUGAAAGGCUUCCUCAAGGGCACCCUAGAAGGUAUCGUACUCGGAUCGACGUUUGGACUCAUUGGAACC
This is a messenger RNA of Mesorhabditis spiculigera, 465 nucleotides long. The record is from the annotation of a GenBank genome assembly. Lineage: Eukaryota; Metazoa; Nematoda; Chromadorea; Rhabditida; Rhabditidae.